AUGUUUUUGAAGACGUUUUGGAAUUGUUUACGCACCAAAAUGACGGCAGGAAAACUGGACUAUAGCAACAAAAUCAUAUUAGCACCCAUGGUAAGGGUGGGGACAUUGCCGACACGUCUAUUGGCAUUAGAAAUGGGAGCCGACAUUGUCUACACAGAGGAAUUGAUUGAUUUGAAAUUGGUCAAGUGUGUCCGGAGUGUUAAUGAGGCAUUGGGUACCAUUGAUUAUGUUGAUCCCUCCGAUGGCACGGUUAGCUUUCGUACCUGCAGUUUGGAAAAACCCCAGUUGGUCCUACAAAUGGGCACCUGUGAUGCUGAACGUGCCUUGGCUGUGGGCAAGAAAAUACAACAAGACAUUUCCGGAUUAGAUAUAAAUAUGGGUUGUCCCAAGGAAUUUUCCAUUAAGGGGGGUAUGGGUGUGGCGUUGUUGGCUCAGCCAGACAAAGCCUGUCACAUCCUCAAAACUCUGGUGGAUAAUUUGGAUAUACCGGUGACGUGCAAAAUAAGAAUUCUACCAAAUCUGGAAGAUACCAUUGAAUUGGUAAAGCGUUUAGCUGGUACAGGUAUUGCCGCAAUCGGUAUACAUGCUCGCACUCGUGAUGAGAGGCCACAGCAUAGCCCCCAUCCCGAUGUCAUACGGGAGGUGGUAAAACAUAUUGAUAUACCUGUUAUUUGCAAUGGCGGAUCGAGGGAUAUUGAAAAAUACGAAGAUAUUUUAAAGUUUCGUGAUUUGUGCGGAGCAUCAAGUAUAAUGGUGGCCAGGGCGGCUCAAAUGAACGUUUCCAUAUUUCGGAAAGAAGGUUUGUUACCCAUGGAUGAGCUGAUUUGUAAAUAUUUAAAGUUAAGCGUCGACUAUGACAAUCCACCGCACAAUACCAAAUAUGGCAUACAAAGUGUCAUGAGGGAACAGCAAGAAACUCCAAGAGGGAAAUUGUUCCUGAAAUCCCAGACAAUGCAACAAAUGUGUGACAUUUGGAACAUGGGCGACUAUUGUCGUCAAAAAGAAUUAGAACAUCAUAAGAAAGGUGCAUUUGGUCGAAGGAAAGUUAUACCGGGACAAGUACCCGAUUCCGAUAUACUUGAGACUGUGGCGAAAAAAGCCAAACUGGAAAAUGGUAAUAAUGAAAAUGACGAUGAUAGCGAUAUUAUUGAAGAGAAUAUUGCAUUCUUAAGAUGUAACUAUGAUAUGAAAAACGAUAAAUUUCCCAAAACUCUACUCUAUGUGCAUGCGAAUAAAAAUGAAAUAUUGCAACCAGUCUACGAUACCGAGGGCAAAGAUAAACUCUUUCGUUCAAUUUGUAAAUUUGAUGGUAAACGUUAUCGUUCCACAUUUUGGUCGAAAAAUAAAAAGCAAGCUGAGCAAGCGGCCGCAUUGGUGUGUUUGAAAAAUAUUGGUUUGGUAACGGAAGAGGAGCUAAUUAGAAAUGGUAGCAUCUUAAGAUGA
Molecule: messenger RNA, 1443 nt
Organism: Musca vetustissima
Lineage: Eukaryota; Metazoa; Arthropoda; Insecta; Diptera; Muscidae
Gene: Dus2
Product: tRNA-dihydrouridine(20) synthase [NAD(P)+]-like
Exons: 5
Coding region: 1-1443 (480 amino acids)
Biological process (GO): tRNA dihydrouridine synthesis
Cellular component (GO): cytoplasm
Molecular function (GO): tRNA dihydrouridine synthase activity; tRNA binding
Source: RefSeq, a predicted model, not a curated record